Penicilliopsis zonata CBS 506.65 is the source of this 1224-nucleotide messenger RNA. RefSeq lists its product as hypothetical. The record is from RefSeq and is a predicted model, not a curated record. The transcript is spliced from 4 exons. NCBI's taxonomy places the organism in Eukaryota, Fungi, Ascomycota, Eurotiomycetes, Eurotiales, Aspergillaceae. The coding region runs from base 88 to 948 and encodes 286 amino acids. Gene Ontology annotation, molecular function: protein binding.
GUGCCACUGUACACGCCUCUGCCUCGUUGCACCAUACUAGAAUAGAUUAUUCUUUUUCUGCCUAUUUCUUUUUUGUUCUCAAUAUAAAUGCACACCCUCAAAGCAACAGGGGCUUCCUCCCUCUCCCUCCCUGAGGGGAGCUACAUCUACGCCCUCGCUCCCUGUUCCGCGGGGCUGGCGGCCAUCUCAUCGGACGACUCGCUCCGGCUCAUCGACUCGGCGAAUUUGAAGCAGAUCUCCGUGCUGUCGAGUCAGACGCACUCAGGCGGCGUUACCUGUCUACGUACCGGGGCUGGUGAACAGGGAACCCUGUUGGCUACGGGGGGGAGAGAUGGGAAGGUCAGGUUGUGGGAUGCGAAUCGGACGGCCGGUGCGACUGUUGAAUUCGAAGCAUUGAAAAAUGCACCGGUGCUGUCUGUUGCGUGCAAUGCUGCUACCAACACUGUCGUGGCGGGCACCGAGCUGGUCUCCUCGCAGGCUGUUGUGUCUUUCUGGGACAUCAGAUUCCCUCGUGAGCCCCGUCUUCAAUACGUGGAAAGCCACAACGACGACGUCACAGAACUCGAAUAUCACCCGACACAAAACCAUAUUCUCCUCUCCGGAAGCACCGACGGCCUCGUCAAUAUCUACGACACAACCAUUCAGGACGAGGACGACGCCCUCGUGCAAGUGAUCAACCACGGCUCCGUCCAUCACGCAGGCUUCCUCUCGCCAGACACCGUCUACGCGCUCAGCCACGACGAGGUCUUCUCCAUCCAUCCCAUGACGAACCCGGACGAUCCGCAGAAAGAGCCCGAACCGGUCUUGUUCGGUGACCUCCGCGAACCUCUCGCCUGCGAGUAUGUCGUCCAGCUUUGUCCGGGCGGGGCAGGGUAUCUCGCCGUAGGAAAUAAGAUGUACUCCUCCCUGAUUUUCUGGUUUGUCUGUCUGCCAUGUUCAGUCUGCUAACCUCAUAGGCAUCAACGGCUCGAUCUCAUCCCCCUGGUCACUCCCUGGCAAUUCGACCAGACGAAUCUGUGGCGUCUUCCCGGCGCACAUGGCGACGAGGUUGUCCGCUCGAUAUACCUCGAUGAGGGGGUAAGCUCUAUCCGAGUUUCGAUUGAUAAGCUUUAUCCGUGCUAACUCAUAGAUCAGUCAAGAAGUGUCUUUACAUGUGGCGAGGAUGGCUUCGUGCGUGCCUGGCGGGAAGAGGGCGGCGGUGGUGAUAGGGAGACAGAGAUGGAG